UACUAUAAAAACCAAGGUCUCUUCCCUCAUUUUGUGCAUCCAAAAUUCUUCAUAAAAUUUUUGUUGCAAAUGGAACUUCUAGCCCCAAAGCAGCAAAAAGGGGUCUUAGCUAACAAAAGGAGCAAGUUCAAGGAAAGGGCAAACAACAAAAAGAGCAACAAGUUUGUCGGGGUGAGACAGAGGCCCUCAGGAAAAUGGGUGGCAGAAAUCAAGGACACAACAAGGAAGAUAAGGAUGUGGCUUGGAACCUUUGGCACGGCUGAAGAAGCUGCUCGAGCCUAUGACGAGGCCGCCUGUCUUCUUCGCGGCUCAAACACCCGAACCAACUUUGCCAACCGCGGUCCGACCAAUUCUCAGCUCUCUUUGAAGAUCGAAAACCUCCUCAACCGCAAAAAGAGUUUAAAACAAACCACCCCAAAUAUUAGAGCUAGCACUAGAAUUAGUCCCACUUGUACUACUAUUUGUCCAAAUCCCGCUUCCGACCUCUCUCAUUACAACACCAACCAAAUUUCCAACUUGACAACAAACUACACUUCCUUGUCUCUUUUCAACAACCCUAAUAAUAAUAUGAUCUUUGAUGGUGCAUAUAAGCCGGAUAUGAUCAACUGCAUCGAGGAACUUCACCCGGGUUUCGAUCACUCAUGGCCUUUCCCAAUCGGGUUCGAUCAGUUUCCAAUAGCUGACCAAGGGAUGGAGCUAACAAGAGGCGUUAACAUCGAAGCAUCAUCAUCAACAUCUAGUGCAACAGAGUUGGAGUUGACAGAAUUUGGACGUGUGAAUUUAGAAAGGCAGAUAUCAGCUUCGUUGUACGCAAUGAACGGAGUGAACGAGCAUGUGGAGGAUGCAUAUGAUGGUUAUGAUGAUGCUUCAUGGAAUCUUUCCGCUUUCUAUCAGUUGUAUUGUCCAAGUUGAUAAUGUAUACUC
Molecule: messenger RNA, 924 nt
Organism: Morus notabilis
Lineage: Eukaryota; Viridiplantae; Streptophyta; Magnoliopsida; Rosales; Moraceae
Product: ethylene-responsive transcription factor RAP2-11
Exons: 1
Coding region: 70-912 (280 amino acids)
Biological process (GO): regulation of DNA-templated transcription
Molecular function (GO): DNA binding; DNA-binding transcription factor activity
Source: RefSeq, a predicted model, not a curated record